AUGCCCGACCUUACUCUCUUCUGUCUCACCGAUGGAGAACCCACGUCGAAUGCAUUUUCCGUCAAGAUCCCCUCGACAGAAACCGUGUAUAGCCUCAAGAAGCUCAUCAAGGCCGAGAAAACUGUCACUUUUGCUGAUGUCGACGCAGACAAGCUUACGCUCUGGCGUGUCUCGGUUCCUGUCGUCGCUGCCAACAUCCACAAUGUGGUCUUCCUGAACGAGAUCGAUUCCAAGACGGAGCUUGUCCCGACGACUCGCCUCUCCAAGGUCUUCACAGAAGAGCCGCCUGAAGAAGUAAUCCACAUCAUUGUUCAGCGGCCACGACCAGACCUUUUAUCAGAGCGCGAGUUCGUGCAACAUGUUUUGGGACCUGUCACCGACAUAAACCAAAGGGCGCAUGGAAUAACGACCAACUCGACUCGCACAUACUUGUUGACCUCUACGUCAGUUGCCAUAUGGAAUGAUUUUUUAGCCCUGGUGCGCCAAAUGCCACUUGAGACUGAGCCAACCUAUCCACGUCCAAGAUCUCGGUCAGACAGGAUGUUUGUAGCCGAGCCAAGUCUCCACGAAAUCUUCCAAUGCGAUGUCGGUGCCGUCCAAAGCCUGCCCCCCUUUGCAAACACUUUCUGUUCUGUUAGCCUGCAACAUAGUAUACCCGACCUGGUAUGCUCACGCCAGAAUGACUUCAACUCGGUAUUGUUUCCGAUCGAAAUGAAAAAGCCAUCCUACCUACAUUUGGAUGUAGGCACCAAUUAUCGAAGCGCUUAUCGGCCACAAGGAUCACGGACACAAGGACCGGCUGGUGCGCUGAAGCAGAUAUUCGGAUACAUACGGUUCAACGGGUUUCGAUAUGGCGUACUGUCUACCUACGAUCAGACCUGGUUUAUCAAGAGAGUCAGGGAGCAUGAGGACGACAUCUUAGUCUCGCCUACAAUCCACUUCGACAGCACAGAGCCAACAUUACUUCAAUGUUACUUGUGGUUGAUCAGGACGGCAGCCAAGGACGAUGAAUGGCAGCCUGACAGACCCGAUAGCCCUACGGUUAACAGCAUGCUCGCAGACGAACAGGCUAAAGUCAGGGCUGCGAAACGUGAUCGUGACUGGAAGCCAGGGCUUGGCGGAAGAUUUAAACGAGGAGUGAAGAGGAUUUUUACGCGAAGCAGAGCCAGGGAACAGUCAGGGGUCACGGAACGAGAGCUUACCGAUUUCCCCGUUUUCAAAAACAUGAAGCUUAUUGCUCAAGGUGAAGAAGGUGUCCGUACGUUCCGGGCGUCAUGGUCAAACGAGGAUGUUGUGCUUAAGAAAGCCGACAUAUAUAAUCAGCGAGGGGCUGUUCAUGAGUUGGAGCAUGAGGAAAGGGUUUACCAGGUUCUGCAGAAGCUGUAA
This is a messenger RNA of Gamsiella multidivaricata, 1386 nucleotides long. RefSeq lists its product as uncharacterized. Bases 1 to 1386 code for a protein of 461 amino acids. The transcript is spliced from 3 exons. Lineage: Eukaryota; Fungi; Mortierellomycota; Mortierellomycetes; Mortierellales; Mortierellaceae. The record is from RefSeq and is a predicted model, not a curated record.